CGAAACAAAGUUAAAUAUAUAAAUUUUAUUAUUGACAGUUACUGUGUUUCAUUCUCAACAACAUUAGAUUAUCCAAAAUUAAUAUAAAAAUUCAAUAAUCAAUAGAAUUCAAUAAUAUAAAUUAUUAGAGUAAAUGGAAAAUUUUCAAAAAUGGAUACAUUCAUUUUAACAAGUCCAAUAGCAAUUGUACACCUUAUACCAAUCUUCAAUUACAUUAACUUACUUAGUGAUUUUUUGUUUAUUGAACAUAAAUUGGAAUUAUAUAAUCAAUAUAAACAAAUACCAAUUAUUAAUGCACUUUACGAGUAUUUCGAAGAAAAUCACCAUAAUAAAACUAUGCAAUUGAAAUUAAUUAGAUAUUUAUUACAAGGCAGUGAUUUAUACGGAGAAGAAGAUAAUGAGAAUGUAGAUGAAAUUUUCGUUAAUACAAUGUUUGAUUACAUCAUUAGUUCUCUUGUAUUUGACAAAUAUGGAAAUAUUUAUGGAUUUUUGGCUGAUACCGUUCGUAAGGUAGAAAAUUUACAAUUAGAUUAUAUUUUAAAAAUAGUUAAAGAAAAACUUAAAAAUGCGACAUUUGACAAUGAAUAUGGACCCAAUUCGGUUCUAACUGAAUUAGCCGUUAAUAGAAUAUAUAAAGAUAUAAUUUUACCAAUGUUUCCUAAACCAAAGAUUAAUCUCAGUGUAUUGUCUCUUGAUUAUAUUUUUGCACAAGCUGGUUCAACAUAUUUUCGACUUGGAACAAUAAAUAAUUCCUAUUAUUCUAAUGAUGAAAGCAAAAAAUUUAGAUACUCGCAUGAAAACUUGUUCGAUGAAUAUUUAAUAAUUGGAAACGUUAUAUGGAAUUUACUUCAGGAGAAGAAAAUAGAUUCUCUAUCUUUAAGAGUUUUUGCUCUACCAGCUCUUUUAUAUUACACAACUACUGAAGAUAAAUUGAAAAAUGAAGUUAUAAGAAAUAUAAUGUUUAAUCCACAUCAUUGGGAGAAAGCUUUUUUCAAUUUUAAUAAUUAUGUAGCCGAUGCUUUUGAACAAAUAGAAAUUCAAUUAAUGAAUGACUAUACAUAUAAUAUUCAUUUAGGAUUUUCUAAUUUUCAAAGUCGUGCUGUUAUAGCUAAAUCAGUUAAAAAUUCAAAUUGCAGUUCUUUAAGUAAGCAAGAGGAGAUAAAAAUUUCUUCUUCUGUUCAGCGUAUCAAUCGAAUAAAAUGCCAAACUGAAUUUAAUCAAGACUACAUAAAUGAUUUAUAUAAUGAUCAAGUUUUUACUUUAGGCGAAAUUUAUGGGAAUUAUGAUUUAGGAAUAACAAAACAAUGUUUCAAUGAAUCGUUAAUAGAUGAUUUUCAUAAUGUUACAAUAAAAUUGAUUGUUACUAAUACUGAACUGGUAAAUAAUGAUUUUAAUAAUUUGCAAUAUUUAUCCUAUGAUUUGCUUCAAUUUUACUACACUUAUAAUAAAACUUCAGAAUACUAUGCUUUAAUUCGAAAGAACUAUACUGUUACGCUUAUCAAAGAGGCAGAUGAUCCAGAAUUGUUUCAGCAACUAAUUGGACCAUCUUUAGAGGAUAUAAUACGAUUUGGAAAGAGUAUUAUUUUAAAGUUUGCUGAUGAAGAAGCAAAUAAAUUUUAUGAAGAAUUAAUGAAAUACAAGAAAGAACGAUUCAAGACAUAUUUGACUCUUUUUAACUACAGUUUAAAAAAUAAUAAAUGGUGGAAGGAAUUUGGAUUGUCUUUGGUGCCAUUUUAUCCUUGUUUAUCAAAAAUUGCCAACUAUUAUAAUGAUGAGGAAAACUUGUGUGAAAAAGAGAAUGUAAAAUUUUUAAAUAAUUUUUCCGAUGAUAUAUCUUCACAUUUAACAGAUUUUAAUACUCAGUCUCUUCUUUCUUUCUUCGGUACAACUAUUAAAACAAUAUUUAUAAAGGAUGUGAUUUUAGAAAUUGUGAAUGGAUUAACAGUAUCAAAUAAUUCAUCUGAACUUUCAAUAGAGCAUGAAUUAAAUAUUAUAAAAUUUUAUGAACAAGUUUCUUUACACUUAGAAGAGCCUAAAUUUGUGACAAUUUCUAUAAAUCAAGAAAGUAUUGAUUUAUUAACAAUAAUUGUCCAUAAUUUGCGAAAAAAAAUUAAUUACAAUUUUAUAUCUGUCAAUUAUAUGAUUUCUAAUAUAGUAUUAUUGAAAUGCAGCAUUGUCAAUGACAUUGGUCGCGUUGGUGAAAAUAGAAGUCGAAAUUUAUUUGUAAACGCUCUGAAUCGUAAGACUGGAUUUGGAUACAAGUUUAUAAAUAUUUAUGACUCAGUGUCUACAUCAUUGAGAACUGAUUUUGAUUUGAAAGAAAAAAUAUUUGUUACACUUGUUUUUGAUUUUCCAGAAAAUAGAAAAAAAUAUACCAAAUUAAAUAACGUGAGUUUUGAAGUAGAACCAAAUUAUAUUUUAUAUGAAAUUAAUAAUCAACUUACGAGAAAGGAUGCAAGACGUCGAUUUAAUGGUAUAGAGAUUAAUCAGGUUAAUGAAAAAUGUGCGCAUAAUGAGUAUUUAGAAAUAACAAAUCUUUCUAAGGAUUGUCCAAGAUAUUUGCUUUUCAUUAAACAUUUACUCAUGAAAGAGAGAGCGGUACAAUUAUUAAAAAAUAAUGUAAUUAUUGAUGAACAACAUAGUGCAUCUGAGAGAGAAAUACGUAAUCAAUUAAAAAAGUACAUUUUUCCAGAUGAUAGUACAUUUUUAUUUAUCUUUGUCAGUAAAUGGAUAUACUACAAAAGAUUUGACAAAUUUGAAGAAUCUGAUUGGAGCAGAAGCUGUAAAAUAGAAAAUCCUGAUCUUUUAAAUAAACUCAGAUACGAAUUAGUUUUAGACAAAAUAGAUUUACCAAUUCCAGUUGGAAGAAGGAGAAUUAAUUUGAUUUAUACCUAUAAAGAUAGAUGUAGGAUUGAGGAAGGAACAUCGAUAGAUAAUGUAAUUAGAGAUUUUAAUGAUCAGAAAGCAGGUUUUUCUGUAACAUUUGAAGAUUACUAUGCUUUACGAAAUUUUGUCACAUCAGGCUAUACAAGAAUAAGUGGAGAUACACCAGAAGCAAAACGAAUGAAACUUGCUUUAUAUAAAUUAGCUAUAAGACAAUCUGAUGAUUUAAGACAUGAAUUUGAGGGGACAUUAUUUCUUGUCGAAUCAAAACCUUAUGACAUUAUUAAUAGAGAAAUAUUCGUGGGAAAUAGACUUGUUUUUCAUAAAUUUACAUUAACAUCAACAAGUGAAGAAUCAGCCAUGAGAUAUCUUGCAAAAGAAGCUUUUGGAUUUAGAAAUAUUUUGUAUGAAAUUAAAUUUACUGAUCCUUAUUUUAGAGCAAAUAUCAAAAUAAAAAUCAACGAUUUUGAUCCUGAGAGAAAAGUUAUUCUUUUACCAUCUGAAUUUAAAAUUAAGGAAAUUCACAUAGCAAAAAGUGAAGAUAUGGGUCACUUUCUUAGAGUUAGUCUAAGUGUUUUAUAUGAUAAUAUUGGAAAGCAUGAACAUUAUAAAAAUAUCAUGAGAGAAAUAACAAAAAUUAAUUUGUAAAUUUUGUUUUUUGGAUAUAAAAUAUAAAAAAUUUGUAGUUGAACUGAAAAAUGUCUUUUUAUUUUAACGCGAUAACUACUAGUUUAUUCUUCAAAUUAAAAUAGUUUGCAACUACCUGAAUUCGUUCACUAGAAUUUUUACCAAACCUUGUACAAUCAAAAUCUGACUUUUCCUUAAAUUAUUAUUUUCUUACAAUUUGAUCAUCAAUCAUUUGCGAAUGCAUUUCGAGAUUUACCAUAUUCAUACUUUAAGAAUGGAGAAUCUUAUGAUAAUUUAUGAAAAUUGAAAACUGGCACCGAUUCGAUUCAGUAAUUUUGAUAUAACUACGAGUGUACAAGUUGCACACUAUGUGAGAGAUUAGUGGGAACAUCCUUUAUAUAUAUAUAUAUAUAUAUAUAUAUAUAUAUAGAUGUUAGCGCAGGGAGAAAAGGUCGUUCUUCGUUCUCGUUGGCAC
Messenger RNA from Leptopilina boulardi, 3985 nucleotides. RefSeq lists its product as uncharacterized. The transcript has 2 exons. Bases 151 to 3531 code for a protein of 1126 amino acids. The record is from RefSeq and is a predicted model, not a curated record. NCBI's taxonomy places the organism in Eukaryota, Metazoa, Arthropoda, Insecta, Hymenoptera, Figitidae.